UGUUCAGGAGGAGCACCAGCGCUCAUCAUACAUUCGGCUCUUAGAGCUCAGCUAGUAAACAGCUUCAGCAAACUGCGGGUUUAUUACUCGAACAAACGCCCAUUCUGCGGAUUAACGGAUUCGUUUUGGCAGCAGGGUAAGUGUUGAGAGUGCAGCUGCAGUGAUAGACCCUACUGUAGAUACUGUAAAUGGGGAACAGCGCUCUAAAAGCUCAUUUAGAGACUUCUCAGAAAACUGGAGUCUUUCAGCUGACUGGAAAAGGCCUGCAGGAGUUCCCGGAGGAGCUACAGAGGCUUACUGGAAACCUGCGGACAGUUGACCUGUCCAACAACAAAAUAGAGGUGCUGCCGGCGUUCAUAGGAAGCUUCCAGCAACUAAAAAGCCUCACCAUAAACAGUAACAAGCUAACUAGUCUGCCGAAUGACAUCGGGAAACUGAAGAAGCUGGAAACUCUUAUGUUAAAUGGAAACUUGCUCCAGCAGCUGCCUGCCUCAGUGGGUCAGCUUAAAGCCCUGCGCACCCUCAGCCUCUCCGGGAACCAGUUCAGGGAGUUUCCCGUCGGCCUCGGCUCUCUCCGCCAGCUGGAUGUCCUCGACCUGUCCAAGAACCGAAUUCAGGCCGUGCCGGCAGAGGUGGCUGAACUGCAGGCGAUCGAAAUCAACCUCAACCAGAAUCAGAUUUCAGCUCUGUCCCCAGAAGUGUCACACUGUCCCAGACUGAAGGUGCUGAGGCUGGAAGAGAACUGCCUGGAGCUUCCCUCCAUCCCCACCUCCAUCCUCACCAACUCCAGCGUCUCCCUGCUCUCUCUGGAGGGCAACCUGUUCGAGGUGAAAAAGCUGCGGGACCUAGACGGAUACGAUAAGUACAUGGAGCGCUUCACGGCAACCAAGAAGAAGUUCGCUUGAAAGAGGAAGCGCUGCCCCCUGGUGUCGGCUGCCUGUAUCAGGCUCCACUGUUAGAGCGUUUGUGGCUCCGUGCGUGUUUGCCUGCACAGGCUGGGUGAGAGGAGGCGCACGGAGGAGAGAAACUGCUUUACUGCAUGCUAAAACUACAGAGCCGAGUCUCCUGCUGUACGAAACAUACAGCCAACCUCGGCUACCGCGCAGGGAACACCUGAGUGACGGCACACGCAUUUCCUUUUUUCAUUUAUAAACGUCUUAAAACCACCAAGAGCUGUACGCAUUUACACCAGCUAAUA
This is a messenger RNA of Colossoma macropomum (tambaqui), 1198 nucleotides long. RefSeq names its product leucine rich repeat containing 57 (gene lrrc57). The transcript has 6 exons. Bases 189 to 905 code for a protein of 238 amino acids. NCBI's taxonomy places the organism in Eukaryota, Metazoa, Chordata, Actinopteri, Characiformes, Serrasalmidae. The record is from RefSeq and is a predicted model, not a curated record. Gene Ontology annotation, molecular function: protein binding.